Anopheles coustani is the source of this 2011-nucleotide messenger RNA. RefSeq names its product pre-mRNA-splicing factor Slu7 (gene Slu7). Gene Ontology annotation, biological process: mRNA splicing, via spliceosome. Gene Ontology annotation, molecular function: pre-mRNA 3'-splice site binding. The coding region runs from base 103 to 1887 and encodes 594 amino acids. The transcript has a single exon. The record is from RefSeq and is a predicted model, not a curated record. Gene Ontology annotation, cellular component: spliceosomal complex. Lineage: Eukaryota; Metazoa; Arthropoda; Insecta; Diptera; Culicidae.
UAUAUAAAAUAGUCAAAAGUUAAAUUUUCUUGUUUUAAACAUCGCAUCCGCAACGUUUGACUGAUUUUUUUCUGUUCAACAACCGGGUACAGAUAGUACACCAUGGCAAACUCAGCAUCGCGGGUUCCUAUAUCUGUGCUGUUACACGACAAAGCAUCGGAGGAUGAAGAGCCUAAGAAAAAGUCCCGCGAAGAUUGGCGCAAAGCUAAGGAACUCGAGGAAGCUCGUAAAGCCGGAACUGCUCCCGCCGCCGUCGAUGAAGAAGGACGAGAUAUUAAUCCCCACAUACCUCAAUAUAUCUCAUCUGCCCCAUGGUACUACAACACCGCUGGUCCCACAUUGAAACAUCAGCGUCCACAGGAUGAUCCCAAGGCACAUUGUUCUGGAAUCGACGAAUGGUACAAGCGUGGAGUAGAUACCAGCAAAAUAGUGACCAAAUAUCGUAAAGGUGCAUGUGAAAACUGCGGAGCAAUGACACACAAGCGAAUCGAUUGCAUGGAAAGACCACGGAAGGUUGGUGCCAAGUUUUCAGCGAAGCAGAUAGCGCACGACGAGUUUCUGCAACCUAAGAUUGUGAGCGAUUAUGACGGGAAGCGGGACCGAUGGGCCGGUUAUGAUCCAGCAAAUCAUAGAGAAAUCGUGGAAGAAUACCUUAAAAUCGAACAAGCCAAACGUGAGCUUCGCGCGCAGAAACUCAAAGAAAACCCGGAUCUUGCGGAAGAGGAAGGCGAAAGUGAUGAAGACAAAUACGUGGACGAAGUGGAUAUGCCUGGCACAAAAGUCGAUUCCAAACAGCGCAUCACUGUUCGAAAUUUACGAAUUCGAGAGGAUACAGCUAAAUAUCUGCGCAAUCUCGAUCCGAAUUCUGCCUACUACGAUCCAAAAACCCGCUCCAUGAGAGACAAUCCGACUCCAAAUCUUAACCCGGACGAAACGGAGUUCGCUGGGGAGAAUUUUGUGCGUUUCUCAGGUGACAUAAAGAAACAUGCCCAGGCCCAAUUGUUUGCUUGGGAAGCGUACGGUAAGGGUGUCGAUGUACACGUGCUGGCCGAACCCACAAAACUGGAGCUGCUGCAGAAAGAGUACGAUAAAAAGAAAUCACAAUUCAAGGAUGAAGUGAAAAACAAAGUUUUGGAACAGUAUGGUGGAGAGGAACAUCUCGUGGUACCACCGAAAGCGCUACUGUUGGCACAGACGGAGAAUUAUGUAGAAUACUCCCGACAGGGAAAAAUUAUCAAAGGGCAAGAUAAACCUAUUAUUCGGUCACGCUACGAAGAAGAUGUCUACAUCAAUAAUCACACUACCAUUUGGGGAUCUCUGUGGAAAAAUGGAUGCUGGGGUUACAAAUGCUGCGAAUCGAUGAUAAAAAAUUCUUACUGCGUCGGAGAGAACGGUAAAUCUUCGGCUGUAAUGAAAGUCGCUGAAUCGAUUACGUUGCCCCGAACAGAUGUAGCAAACGAAAGCGAUCAAGAAACAGCGGAAGCUACAAGAGCUCCGGUUAAAGUUUCAGUAGAAAAAGAGCAAUCAGAAGAAAUUUCGCACACCAGGAAUGAUAGUGGAAGUGAUUCGGACCAUAAAACAUCGGACCGUGUAUCGGAAAAAUCAAAGAAAUCGAAAAAGAAACGCAAGAAGGAAAAAAGACGACAUGAACGAGAAGAAAAAAAGUUACAAGAAAAGGCGCCUGAUGAAAAAGAUAAGCUGCAGCUUGCUCUGGAAGUCGAGGCAUUGAGUCAAAAACGUGCUGAGGAAUUGUUAAAACAAGAUGAAAGGAAACGGCCGUACAACAGUAUGUAUGACGUGAAGGCGCCUACAGAAGAGGAGAUAGAAGCGUAUAUGAUGAAACGGCGACGCGAAGAAGAUCCAAUGCUUGCUUUUAUGGGAAAGUAAACCAUUACCAUAUUUUAAGUAUCAUGUUUAAUAGUUUUUGAACUAUAGUUUUUUUUUAACAAUGGUCAAUCGAACACAACGCUGUCAUAAUGUAUAAAUAUACUUCAAUGAUCAUAUCUUUUCA